Messenger RNA from Aegilops tauschii subsp. strangulata, 2287 nucleotides. Its product is annotated as factor of DNA methylation 1. The record is from RefSeq and is a predicted model, not a curated record. NCBI's taxonomy places the organism in Eukaryota, Viridiplantae, Streptophyta, Magnoliopsida, Poales, Poaceae. Gene Ontology annotation, biological process: gene silencing by siRNA-directed DNA methylation.
CCUUUCGCCUCCUCCAUCACGUGAUCAUCUGCUUCUCCGCUUUGCCCCCUCCUGCUGCCCUGCCCGUCUACAGCGCCCUACAGCCUACAGCUAGGCGGCGACUCGCCUCCGCCAACGCCGCCGCCGAGGCCAAGCCCUCCGACUCGCUUCCUCAUCCGUGGACCCACUCCUCCUUCCCCUUCUUCCGAGGGACAUUGGACUGAUCCUCGCCGCGCCUUAAAACCCUAGGUUGUUGGUGGCGGCGGCGGCCGUCGGCAGGCUGGUGGGCGGCCCUCCAUCUCCAUGGAUUCCGGCGACGCGCAUGAACGGAUUCGCAAGGAAAGAGGUUUUCGGAGGAGCGAUCCGAGCAGAGAUAGCCCACCUCGUCGAGCAGGCUCAGAUGCUCAUAGGCACGGGAGAGACAGGCCGACCCACCGCGUCCCCGCCAAGCGCGUCAAGGAUGAAUUGCCAGAGUCGUCGGAGCCGCCGCGGUCGUCACGGCUAAAGGCUGUGGUGCCCCGUCCUCUUCAGGACAGAGAUGAGCAAUUCGUCUGGCCAUGGAUGGGUGUGCUGGUCAAUGUGCCUACCGAGUGGAAAGGCGGCCGCCAGGUUGGGGAAAGUGGCAACCGCUUGAAGGAGCAGCUCUCUCGAUUUUGCCCCCAGAAGGUUAUUCCUUUGUGGAAUCACAGAGGCCACACGGGAUAUGCUAUCGUUGAGUUUGGAAAAGACUAUGCUUGCUUCUGUAACGCCUUUAAGUUUGAAAAUCACUUUGAGGCAGAAGGAUACGGCAAACGGGACUGGGAGGCACGCAUGCAUCGAGGGUCGGAUCAGAUGUUUGGAUGGGUUGCAAGGGCGGAUGAUCAAAGAACUCCGGGACCAAUCGGGGAGCAUCUGCAAAAAAAUGGUGAUUUGAAAACUGUCGCGGAACUUGAGAAUGAAGGAACACGCAAAACCGACAAACUGGUAGCUAAUUUAGCCAGCCAAAUUGAGGUAAAGGCCAAGCAUGUCCAAGAACUUGAAUGCAAGUACAAUGAGACGACCAACUCACUUGACAAGGUGAUCGAAGAAAAGGAGCAGGUCCUCCAGAGAUACAAUGAUGAAAUACACAAGAUGCAGCAACUUGCUCGUAAGCAUUCUCAGAUGAUUGUCAAUGAGAAUCAGAGGCUCCGUUCAGAGCUGGAGUCCAAGAUGCAGGAUCUUGAAAUUAAAUCCAGGCAGCUUGAUGAACUUGCUGUGCGCAGUGACUCGGACAGAAGGAACCUUGAGAAAGAGAAGGAAAAGAACGAGCUGAAAGCAAAAUAUCUUAAGAUGGCAACAUUGGAGCAACAGAGGGCGGAUGAAAAUGUGCUGAAGCUUGUGGAAAAACACAAGAGGGAGAAACAAGCUGCUCUAAAUGAGAUUAUCAAGUUAGAGCAGAAACUGGAUGCCAAGCAGAAGCUUGAGCUAGAAAUAAAACAGAUGCAGGGAAAAUUGGAAGUGAUGAAGCAUAUGCCAGGUGUGGAAGACUCCGAAUCAAAAAGGAAGAUAGAUGAACUUAGUGCCGAGCUUCAGGACAAGUAUGAUGAAAUGGAUGCAAUGGAAUCGCUCCACCAUACUCUACUUAUGAAGGAAAGGAUAAGCAAUGAUGAGUUGCAAGAUGCUCGGAAGAAGCUAAUAGAUGGUUUGCGGGAUCUUACAACUGGCCGAGGAAUUAUAGGAAUUAAAAGAAUGGGUGAUCUUGAUCUGAAAUCAUUUGCGAUUGCUUGCAAAAAUAAAAUGUCAAAAGAAGAUGCAGCCGUUACUGCUUCCCUUCUUUGUUCAAAGUGGGAGGAGGAGAUUAAAGAUCCAGAAUGGCACCCUUUUAAAGUUAUCAUGGAUGAAGGCAAAGAGAAGGAAAUUCUCCGCGAGGAUGAUGAGAAGCUGCGAGAACUGAAAGAAGAGUAUGGCGAAGAAGUGUAUGGCUUGGUAACAAAGGCUCUGCUUGAAGUUAACGAGUAUAACCCUAGUGGCCGCUAUCCUGUACCCGAGCUGUGGAACUUCAAAGAGAAGAGGAAAGCAACUCUCAAAGAAGCUGUCCAGUACGUCCUGAGACAGUGGCGCACACAGAAGAGGAAGCGCUGAGCCAAGAUAUCUAGAUUCCUGAAGUAGUGAACAAGAAGUGCGUUUCUGUUAUUUACUCAUGAAUGUAUAUUGGGGUUUCGUUGGAUUAUCCAGACUUGUGUAGCAUUGACAUGAAUGCUGGUACUUGGAGAUUGUGAACCGCCCUUUUAGGAUAAUCUAUUUCGUGCCAAGCUAUGUGCUAUGAAUGAAACGGCUACUAGUUUGUUGA